CUCUCUCUCUCUCUCUCUCUCUCUCUCUCUCUCUCUCUCUCUCUCUCCCUCCCUCUUAUUGGCCAUAAACACACAAAUAAACCCUUGACCGGACAAUGCGGACAUCCGUGAUGACCUUUCUGCAAAGUAUCCUCACUCCACUGCAGUUCCCACCGUGCAACUAAUUACCUAGUACUUCCGCCCCGUUCCGACAGCUAUCAUCUGAGUUACAUCCUAGUCUACUCGUAAGUCUACCUAAGUAUGUAUGAUCUGUCGUUCUAGAAGUGAAAAAGUUCCUGAACAUCUUGGACAUCUUGACUCUUGAGCAUCCUUCAUGAUUCUUCCCACAGAUCGUCCAUAGGUGCGUUUUAGGUGAAAACGCACAAAUCACAAUCAUCAUCAGCCUUAAGAGCCAAAGUAUAAUCGACUGACGUCCUAUGAAGUCAACAAAUAGAAUGUUAACAAAUGUUCAAAUCCGAUCAUCCCAGAAAGUCUCUGAUCUCGAAUGUUGACAGGAUUUCUGCAUUGUCGGGUUCGUUUCACUCCCACUUCCACUUCCACGCCAACUCCCACUCCCACUCCUACUCUCAACUGUUGUUAAUGACUUCAGCUGUCCUUCUUGACCGCUUAUGUUGUGUCAGACGAUGAAGCCAUAAAGUCAUCUUCUCAUAGCUACUUGUUUCACUCAAUUAGGCGGACACAACAUAUCUUCUUACACUUACUUCAUGUUGUCCCUCUGACCCAUUUGAGGUUCUUGGUCGAACAAAGAUAAUUCUGGGAAUUGCAUGGAACUUUGGGUAACGGGACAUCCCUCUCUCCCUCGUACCUACUCGAGUAGCGUCAAUUGAUAUGAUCAAAAAGUCAACCAUCACAUGUCGUCGUGUGGUCGUGUUGUUGCUAAAAGAGAAAGGGACCUGGUGGACCUGAGUUGGGUUUAGUUCUAAUCAACGGAACGUCGGAAAUGUCAAGCUUUCCCCUCACAUCCCGUCCGUAAGUAACGCAGCGAGCGCAGGUAGGUAUGACGAAAAGAUCGAUCGCGUUUUCUCCUCAAGCUUCUCUCGUGGCUAUCCGAGAUUCAACUCCGAUAUGCAAACUUCUCUUCAAAUCAAACAUCAAUUGAGCCAGUCCUCAUUUUAAUAUCAAAGGUAUUAAUUUCCUGUUUUCAAACCUACCUGCAGCAAAUAUAAAGCCAUCAAUCAUUCUUAUGGCUACACAAAUAAUCUUAUAUCUUGUGUACACUCAUUGACGUAUCACAAUUCACCAACUCGUAAGAUUGACUUGAUUGCAAUAACAUCUCCUUUUCCUGCAAUAUUUCGUUACACUGUUCUGAUUGCUUUGUUCCUUUUUCUUUUUGGAACCGUUGACUAUUUUCUCGUCAUCUCUCAUCACAAGGCAACUUGCAUCAAUCAUUUCAACAAACGCGUACCUGGAUCUAUCAACAAUGUCCGUCCCCGGUAUUGCGCAGACGUCUCGUCGCCAUGAUACAGGAUAUUUGCCAAUUGAAAAUUAUGGUCUCAUUGGGAACAUGCGAACUUGUGCGUUGGUAGGUAUUGAUGGAAGUAUUGAUUUCAUGUGCUGGCCAGACUUCGAUUCUCCUUCAAUAUUUGGUAGACUUCUGGACAAAAACAAAGGUGGUCAUUUUUCCAUCUCACCUGCGAAUGGAGUUACUUUCAACACAAAGCAACAAUAUCUCCCGUCCUCCAACAUCCUACAAACUCGAUAUAUCCAUGAAGAAGGAGUUGUUGAUUUGAUUGACUUCUUUCCACGUCCAAAUCAUAGUCAUGUCGCAAAGAAAAGUUCCAUGCCUUUCCGGGAGACUGCAAAAGUUCAGGGCGAAUUAAAGAAAUGGCUGGUACGACGAGUCGAAUGUAUUCGAGGCAGCGUCGAUUUAGGUGAGAAAGAUCCAGAACACGGCGGUAGUCGUCAUAUCUCACAACUUUGUCUAGAUGUGGAGAUAUUCCCAGCCUUCAAUUAUGCCCGCGAUGAACAUGAUUUGGAAAUCCUCAUGCCGGAACAUCCUCCAGGAGCGCUUGAGAGUAAAACGGUCACCUUCUCCAGUAAAGAUUUGAAGCUUCAACUCGAUGUGACUAUUGAUCAUGGUGAGGAGAAUAUAGAUUCAUGCCCUUCCCUAAUAUUCCGCCGAGUAAGACAGAAGGAAGGUAAAGGUGACGGUGUUGUUGCAAACAUACGAUUACAAGAAGGUCAAGCUAUUUCAUUCGUCUUGCGUGAUGAUAUUCCGGAUCAUAUCACCAGGGACGUCACUACCGAAGUAUUAGAUACACAACAACACGACACCCAAAGAUAUUGGUCAAGUUGGAUUGGUCAAAGUAAAUAUACAGGUCGUUGGAGAGAGGUUGUGGCCAGAAGUUUAAUGAUUUUGAAAUUAUUGACUUAUGAGCCUACUGGUGCGAUCAUUGCAGCACCCACAUUCUCUAUUCCUGAAGACAUUGGAGGAGUUCGCAAUUGGGAUUAUCGCUACUCCUGGGUACGAGAUUCUAGUUUCACCAUUUACAUUCUACUCAGGAUGGGAUUUGUCGAUGAGGCAGAUGCAUACAUGAAUUUUAUCAGUGAUCGAUUCAGAUUGUCAAGGGGCCCAGAUGGUGCUUUGCCAAUCAUGUUCACAAUCAGGGGCGAGACUGAUAUCCCGGAACUUGAGCUUAGCCAUCUCUCUGGUUAUAGAGAUAGUGGACCUGUUCGUAUCGGCAAUGGUGCAGCUUUCCAUCAACAGUUUGAUAUCUAUGGUGAGCUUAUGGACGCUAUAUAUCUUUGGAACAAGUAUGGAAAGCCUGUCACAUGGGAUCAAUGGGUAGCAGUUCGAGAGAUUUUAGAUUAUGUUUUGAAAAUUUGGCAAGAUACCGAUAUGUCAAUUUGGGAAGUUCGAAGCAAGAAACAAAACUAUACAUAUUCCAAAGUCAUGCUUUGGGUAGCAUUUGACCGUGGAGUACGUCUUGCAGAGAAACGUUGUUUGCCAUGUCCGAAUAAAACAGAAUGGUUGAGGGUUCGUGAUGCUAUCUACGAGGAAAUUAUGCAGAAAGGUUACAAUACCGAAAAGCAAAUGUUCGUUCAAAGUUAUGAAUCACGCACUAUGCUCGAUGCUUCUAUUCUCAUCGCACCACUCGUCUUCUUCAUCUCUCCCAAUGAUCCUCGAUUCCUGAACACAAUCGAUAAAAUCCUUCUUUCUCCCGAAAAAGGAGGACUCACAGAAACUGGUCUCGUCUUCCGUUACAAUACCUCUACAUCUGAAGAUGGUGUAGGUGGUCGUGAAGGUGCAUUUUCUAUGUGUACCUUCUGGUUGGUUGAAGCACUUACCAGAGCGGGUGUUUAUGAUAGAAAGUAUCUGGUAAAGGCAGUUAACAUAUUCGAAAAUAUGUUAAGUUUUGGUAAUCAUUUGAGUAUGUUUAGUGAGGAGAUUGCGAGGAGUGGUGAGCAACUGGGGAAUACGCCACAGGCAUUUAGUCAUUUGGCUUUGAUUAGUGCAGCAUUCAAUUUAGAUCGGGCGACGAAAGGCAAGAAUUAGGAAGAUGUUGGAAUGGCAAAUGGUGGAAGGGAGAUGGUAUUUAGAUUGAUUCUGGGGAAUAACAACUAGACUGUUACGACUUUUACGAUAGGGGUGAGAAUGGAAAAUCCGGGAUGGAAAACUAAGACAGGAACUUUACAGUAUGGCAUUCAGGUUGGUACAAAAUUCGAGCUUCUACAUCAUUUAUCUACAAAAUACACAAUUGCUUCCAAUUUAUCCAAUAGGUAGAACCUAUCUAGCUUUUCACAG
Botrytis deweyae is the source of this 3745-nucleotide messenger RNA. RefSeq lists its product as uncharacterized. Gene Ontology annotation, biological process: carbohydrate metabolic process. Bases 1421 to 3496 code for a protein of 691 amino acids. Gene Ontology annotation, molecular function: hydrolase activity, hydrolyzing O-glycosyl compounds. The record is from RefSeq and is a predicted model, not a curated record. Lineage: Eukaryota; Fungi; Ascomycota; Leotiomycetes; Helotiales; Sclerotiniaceae. The transcript has 7 exons.